Messenger RNA from Cylicostephanus goldi, 555 nucleotides. Lineage: Eukaryota; Metazoa; Nematoda; Chromadorea; Rhabditida; Strongylidae. The record is from the annotation of a GenBank genome assembly.
AUUCUUAUAACGACGGCACUCAUUUAAGUUUCGUACAAAAAUCAUUUCAAUUUACAUUGAUUUUUUAGCUCAAAGCACAGGUUGGAAGUAGUGAAGAGCCCGCAGAAGCUCAGCAAUCGCAGAACACAGGGCCAGUCAAAAGCGCGGAAUUAUUUUGUGGAGAAAAAGAAAGAUGCCGCUGUCCUACGUAUUUAUCAACGUCGCAAACCCAGUCCACAAGUCUUCGCAUACUUAUGCACACUGCAAACGGAGUGGUGGAAGAAGUGUAUUCAAAGGUUGAAAGGCGAUCUUUUCCUUAGCGAUCCUGCUAGAUUAGCGCACGUAUGUGUGGUCCUUCAGAACGAACUACAGAUAAAGCUGAACGCAUGCCAUAUGAAGAAAGAAGCAACAUCCAACUGGGAACCACCUUGGAACGCAAUGUACUGGCUAGCAGUGGUUGGAAAGAUUGAGAGAAUGAGCUGGGGUGACGCGGACAAAAGAAAGAAAGUUCUGGAUUACUUUAACAAAGAGGAAAUACCAAGCGCGACCAAGUUCUUUUCAAGGUCAAAACUGUAA